AUGAACGGAAUCGCCGCAGAUCCUCCCCCGCCGAAGAGAAAGACAAAGUUUGGCGAUCCGAACAAUCCAGCCGCGGUUGGUUUAGGUGGCAUUGGUGGGGAAAAGCCUCGAGAAGACGAGAAAACAACCUCGACAGUCGCCACAAAAGCGCCUCCUCCUGUUACUCCUCCUCCUUCACCUUCUCCUCCUCCUGCGCCAAAGAUGAAGAAGAGUUCGAAAACAACUGCAGUAGUUUCGACGGUAUCAAAAACGAAAACGCCUUCAUCUCCUCCUCCUUCUAAGAAAGCGAAAUCGACGACAAAUAUACUUCGACCGAUAGCGGAGACUCCGUUAAACCGAGGCGAACCGACCUGCGGAGAACCGUCGCCGUUGGGCGCGACGAGGUUGGAAAACGAGAGCGUGAACUUUGCGCUUCGGACGCAGAACGCGACAAAUGUGACGUUGGUGUUGUAUUCCGAGGAAGAUUUUAAGAGUGGAAAGAUAACGGCAGAGAUUGAUUUAGACCCAACAAGUGGCUUUAGAACGGAAAGAGCGAAGGACGACGCGGUGAUUUGGCACGUCGAAGUGCCGAAUUUGUCCGAGAAGUGUUUGUACGGCUAUCGAGUAAAUGGUCCCAAGUUACCAGGGCACGCGUUUGAUUUUAACAAAAUUGUGUUGGAUCCGUACGCCAAGCACGUGUGUUGCAACCGCGAACGGUACGGGGAAACGAAUCAACGAGCAGAAAACGAUUUGGAAAAGAACUGGCCGCAAUACGCGAGCGGGGUUCCAGCUUUGUAUAAUAGAGGUUCCGAGAAUGAGGCGUUCGAUUGGGAAGGCGUGGAGUCGCCGGAGUACGAACUCGCCGAUUUAACCAUCUACGAAGGUCACGUGAGAGGUAUUGGACAAACGUACGAGGAUAUGAUCGGCAAACUUCCGUAUUUGAAAUCAAUCGGCGUGAAUUGCUUAGAGUUACUCCCGAUUCACGAGUUUAACGAGUUGGAAUAUUCCGACGAAAAUACACGAAACCCGGAAACUGGCGAGUUGAGGAGAAAUUUUUGGGGGUAUUCCACCGUGAACUUUUUCACGCCAAUGACGAAAUACGCCAAAGUUGGCGAAGCCGAUUGCGGACGAAAGAGUAACGACGAGUUUAAAAAGUUAGUUCGAGAGUGUCACAGGAACGAUAUGGAGGUGAUUUUGGACGUCGUGUUUAAUCACACCGCGGAAGGGAACGAAAAAGGAUUGACGCUUUCUUUCAGAGGCGUAGACAACAGAAGUUAUUACGUGACUGCUCCGACUGGAGAGUUCUACAACUAUUCCGGAUGCGGGAACACUUUGAACUGUAAUCACCCGAUGGUGGCAGAUUUAAUCGUCGAUUCGUUGAAACAUUUCGUGGAGGAAUACCACAUCGACGGGUUUCGGUUCGAUUUAGCGAGCAUUUUGACGAGAGAGGCGUCGCAUUAUAAAGGCGAGGAAGGUCCGACGGCCGAAGAGUUGAGUUUGUUAGCCAGCGCGCAACCGAAUAGUGGCAUCAACAACGUAAACUCUGCGGAUUCUACGACGAACGGGAUGCCGUAUAACGACGAAGAGGAGGUGCUCUACGAUCAAGACGGGAACCCGAUUCCUAAGAAUCCGUUACAGAAGAUUCCAAUCGGAACAAAUUUGGAAGAUCCACCCGUGCUGCGCGCGAUUUCCAACGACCCAGUCUUGCGUAACGUCAAGUUAAUCGCUGAAGCUUGGGAUGCCGGCGGGUUGUACCAAGUCGGCACGUUCCCGCACUACGGCGUCUGGGCCGAAUGGAACGGUAAGUUUAGAGACGACGUCAGAAACUUCAUCAAAGGGUCCGACGGAUUCGUCGGUGCCAUGGCCUCUCGCUUGUGCGGGUCCCCGGACAUUUAUCACGCCUCUGGACGGAAACCGAAAAGCUCGAUCAACUUUGUCACCUGCCACGACGGAUUCACCUUGCGCGACUUGGUUUCCUACAACGAAAAGAACAAUUUUUUCAACGGCGAAGACAACAACGACGGCGAAAAUCACAACAUUUCAUGGAACUGCGGCAGUGGCCCGGAGGCUGACGGCCCGACUACGGACAAAAACAUCGUCGCUUUACGCGAACGACAAAUGCGCAACUUUUUCUGCGCGUUGUUUCUCUCUCAAGGCGUUCCGAUGAUCACCAUGGGCGACGAAUACGGUCACACCAAAAACGGCAACAACAACACGUACUGCCACGACAACUACUUAAACUACAUCGACUGGGACCAAGCGUUAGACCCACUCUCUGGCGAUGGUUUGAAACGAUUUUGCUCGGAAAUGGCUGAAUUUCGCGCUCAACACGGCGCCUUCCGCUUACCGGACUUCCCGACCGACGCCAACUGUCAAUGGCACGGCGUCAAACCGCACGAACCAGAUUGGGAAGAAACGAGUCGAUUUAUAGCAUACACCAUCUCCGCCAACACUCCUGAAGACCCGGAAAAGUUCUACGUCGCAUUCAACGCCAACUUUGAGAGUAUUUUGGUCACUUUACCCGAGUUACCAGCCGGAUUGCACUGGAGAUGUGUUCUAGACACCUCUCUGGAAACGCCGUUUGAUUUCGUCAGCGCCGAGGACAUCUCCGACGAAGACAGGUUCACCGCGGAAGCUAUGGUUCGUCCGCAAUUACGAGCGAACAGAUUUACCAUUUUGGAUAGAAGUUGCGUCGUUUUAAAAGCAGAAUUAGAUGACGACGAGGAGGAGGAGGAAAUAUAA
Bathycoccus prasinos is the source of this 2721-nucleotide messenger RNA. RefSeq names its product isoamylase. Gene Ontology annotation, molecular function: hydrolase activity, hydrolyzing O-glycosyl compounds. Gene Ontology annotation, biological process: carbohydrate metabolic process. Bases 1 to 2721 code for a protein of 906 amino acids. The transcript has a single exon. The record is from RefSeq and is a predicted model, not a curated record. Lineage: Eukaryota; Viridiplantae; Chlorophyta; Mamiellophyceae; Mamiellales; Bathycoccaceae.